Bombina bombina (fire-bellied toad) is the source of this 1590-nucleotide messenger RNA. RefSeq names its product E3 ubiquitin/ISG15 ligase TRIM25-like. The record is from RefSeq and is a predicted model, not a curated record. Bases 1 to 1590 code for a protein of 529 amino acids. The transcript is spliced from 2 exons. NCBI's taxonomy places the organism in Eukaryota, Metazoa, Chordata, Amphibia, Anura, Bombinatoridae. Gene Ontology annotation, molecular function: zinc ion binding; protein binding.
AUGGCGUCUGCUGAUCUGAGAGAGGAACUAACCUGCUCUAUUUGCCUGAGCAUUUAUACAGAUCCUGUAACUCUCAGCUGUGGCCAUAACUUCUGCCUACACUGUAUUGAUAUUGUGCUGGGUACCCAGGAGGAUUCUGGGGUUUAUACCUGUCCUGAGUGCAGAAAGAAAUUAAGUUACAGACCUGAGAUGCAGAGAAAUGUGACACUGUGUAAUUUACUAAAUCAUUUACUCCCUAGUCAUCAAGAGACUGAUACUGGGAUCUUCUGCACUUACUGCAUUCACCCUGCCUUUAAAUCUUGUCUGCUGUGUGAGGCUUCUUUUUGUGAUUUCCACUUGAGAAGACACAGUGAGUCUGAUGAACACAUCUUAACUGAACCCACUACUUCAUGGGGUAACAGAAAAUGCUCAAUCCACAAGAAACUCCUGGAGUAUUACUGCACUGAAGAUGCUGCCUGUAUCUGUGUGUCCUGCUCCCUGGCCGGAGAGCACAGGGGACACCAGGUAGAAAUGCUAAAUGAGGCUUCUCAAAAGAAAAAGAAUAAACUGAGAAAUGUUCUGCAGAAACUGACCACAAAGAGAGAGAAGACGGAUAAAAGAGUCCAGCGUCUGCAGGAGCACAGGAGAGGGGUGCAAGAGAAAGCAGCUGGUAUAACAGAGCGGCUCACUGCCCUGAUUAGGGACAUCAGGAAACAGCUGGAAGACCUAGAGAAGCGAGUUCUGAGUGAAUUCACCCGGCAGCAGGAGCAGGUUUUACCUCCAAUCUCUGAUCUGAUCCAGCAGCUGGAAAAAGAGAAGGACGAGCUGACCAGGAAGAUUUGUCACAUUGAGGAGCUGUGCAACAUGACUGACCCAUUAACUGUCCUACAAGAACAGGAAUCACACAGAGAUGACUUUUGUGGUGCUGAGAAGGGAGAUAAUGAGGUCACACAGAGAGGUGAUAAACAGGUUCCUGCUGGGGGGGAUUUGGAUGAGGGUCUAAUCUCAGUGACCUUAUACAGAGGUUUAGCUGAUAUUGUUACUGAUGUAAAGAAAGGGCUCUAUGUGCAGGUGACAUCAGACAUAUUACUGGAUAUAAAUACAGCUAAUAAUAAUGUUAUUGUAUCAGGUGAUUGUAAAAGUGCAUCCUGGUCAAUAAUAAACCAGCAACGACCAGAAACAGCAGACAGAUUUACAGAUGCUCCUCAGGUAUUAAGCACCAGGAGCUUUUCCUCGGGACGACAUUACUGGGAAGUGCAGACCAGUGAAUCAGGGGACUGGAGUAUAGGGUUUUGUUAUCCUAGUAUGGAAAGGAGGAGCACUGUGUCUCAUAUAGGAAAUAUGUCCUGGAUACUGAGCAAUUGUUAUGCUGAGAAAUAUAAACAUGAUGAUAAUGACAUACCACAUAAAACCAUAUACACUUCAUUACAUCAGUCUCUAUCAUGUAACAGAGUAGGAAUACUGCUGGACUAUGAGGCUGGGCAAAUGUCCUUUUAUGAGCUGUGUGACCCAAUCAGACACUUACACACAUUCACUGGCACAUUCACAGAGCCUCUUCAUGCUGCAUUCUGGGUAUGUGGUGAUGGGGCCUGGGUGAAAAUCAUGAGCUAG